This is a messenger RNA of Prosopis cineraria, 4832 nucleotides long. RefSeq names its product ATP-dependent RNA helicase DEAH13-like. The transcript has 12 exons. Gene Ontology annotation, biological process: maturation of SSU-rRNA from tricistronic rRNA transcript (SSU-rRNA, 5.8S rRNA, LSU-rRNA). The record is from RefSeq and is a predicted model, not a curated record. Gene Ontology annotation, cellular component: intracellular anatomical structure; nucleolus. NCBI's taxonomy places the organism in Eukaryota, Viridiplantae, Streptophyta, Magnoliopsida, Fabales, Fabaceae. Gene Ontology annotation, molecular function: RNA binding.
CUUCAUCUUCUUCCUCCUCGGGCCCUACCGUUGCUCUCGCGCCAGUCCUAUCCGUGGCCUGCAGCAGUGUCCCUUGCCGUCGCAACCCAUGUCGCUGUCGCCGUCUCAGUCGCCGUUUUCCUUCAGCUUCAGUCGUAAGGUUCAGUUUUCCUGUCUGCAGCUGUGAGCAGAGUAGUAUCCCAAAACUGGCUUGUAUUUUCCAGCUAGAGCAUGAUGAAAGUUCUUGCUGAAAAUAUCGUAGGCAAUAUUGAGUUCAAUUCUCGGAAUGGAUCUCCAAGUUUGGGAGCUGGCAAUGAUGAUAGUAAUGCAUUAUUAUUGCUGGCUAAGACAGGGAAGAAAAGGAAAGGCAUGAAUCAGGUAUGUGUAGAAAUCAAUUCAAGCAAGAAACAAAAGUUGAGCAAAUCUCAGAAAAGGAAGCUGAAGAAGUUAGAGGAUGAGAAGGAGAAAGAACUGCUACUGAAGAGAAGCAUUGAGACAUUAAACAAAUUCAAGAUUCCAGAGUAUGCGUAUUCUCUUUUGCAGUCUGCACGGAAUGUGAAUCAGACUGAAACUGUGCUAGAGAGACGAAGGAGAGCUGUGCACUUAUUGAAAGAAGGGUUGGAGGCUGUGCUUAGCCAUGAUCUGUCCAGUUUUCUGGAUGUUCCACAAAGAAUUGAACAUGAGACAGAAGAAAUUCGUAUGCCACUGGAAACUGAAGAAAAUGAUAAAAUCCAACCAGCUGGAUUUGACAGAGAACUCUUAUGUGAACCUUGUGCUCCUUUGGGGUCCUCUCAGGAACCUGCUUUUGGUGAUAAACAUGUCAAAAAUAAUGGACCUCUUGCUGUGUCUCUUGGUGAUGUCUCCGUUAAUGAGAAAGCUACUUCACUAUUGCUCGAUAAUAUAACUCAUUGUCCUGAUAGAGCCAAACUUGUUGAUGGGAGUAUAAGAGCGGAGUUCAAGGACAUGACAUGUGAGGUCUCUAGAACCAAUCUCAGUGAACUGAGCAACCUUAGUGAUUCCUCUGCUGCAACUACCCCUACUGUUGUGCAUGUACAUAGACCAGUUGAGGUUCAAGACAAAAGAAAGGAUCUCCCAAUAGUCAUGAUGGAGCAAGAGAUUAUGGAAGCCAUAAGAUAUCAUUCUUGUGUUAUCAUAUGCGGAGAAACUGGAUGUGGUAAAACAACUCAAGUUCCUCAAUUUCUUUAUGAAGCUGGUUAUGGUUCAAGCAAGUCCAGAGUUCACAGUGGUAUUAUUGGUGUUACUCAACCACGCCGAGUUGCUGUUCUUGCAACAUCAAAGCGUGUGGCAUAUGAGCUUGGUCUUCAUCUCGGAAAGGAGGUUGGCUUUCAAGUUAGAUAUGACAAGAAAAUCAGUGAUAAUUGUUCUGUCAAGUUUAUGACUGAUGGAAUUUUACUGCAGGAAGUUCAGAAUGAUCUUUUGUUGAGGCGUUACUCUGUCAUAGUGCUUGACGAGGUUCAUGAGAGGAGCUUGAACACAUAUAUUUUGAUUGGGAUGCUGUCAGGUGUUAUUGGGUGUCGACAAAAGGAAUACAUGGAACAGCAAAAGAGGAUGCUUUCAGGAGAAAGCAUAGAUCCUAAUGAUAUGAUUUUUCCGUUAAAGCUUGUGCUGAUGAGUUCCACUUUGAGAGUUGAAGACUUUACUUCUAAAAGGUUAUUCCUUACACCACCCCCUGUUAUAGAAAUUCCUACAAGACAAUUUCCUGUAACAUUACACUUUUCAAAGAAGACAGAGAUUGUUGAUUAUAUUGGGCAAGCAUAUAAAAAUGUCUUGGCAAUUCACAAGAGACUUCCACCUGGUGGUAUACUUGUCUUUGUCACUGGGCAAAGGGAAGUAGAGUACUUGUGCAGGAAGCUACGCAAUGCUUCAAGGGAGUUGAUCUUGAAUGCAUCUGUAGAAAAUCAUGGCACUGCAGUACCUGGAACAAAUUCUGCUGAGGGAAUAGAUAACAAGGAGAUAAAUGAAGUAUAUGAGAUCCAAGGGAGUUCAGCCACCCAACAAACUGAUAGGUUUAGUGCUUAUGAUGAAGAUGAGCAAGAUGCAUGUGGGGAUAAAUCAGAUUUUUCAUCUAAUUUGGAAACUGAGAGUGAUUUGGAAUUUGAUGUAGAUGAUAAUUUUGAACAUUCAGAGAAAAAUGAUGAUUUUGUGAAUGUCUUAGGAGAGCAAGGGAACCUUGCUCCAUUAAAGGCAGCCUUUGAAGCAUUGUCAGGUAAAGCACCAUCAAGCUCCCAUUCUGGUGGGGAGCAGACUCUUUUCGUGAAAAAGGAAGGGGCUUUAGAUCAAUCAAAAAUUUACAAGGAGAAGAGGGCUAGAGAGGAUUCUCCAGUUUCACUUUUUGUUUUACCACUUUAUGCUAUGCUUCCUGCAGCUGCUCAACUUCGCAUCUUUGAAGAAAUCAACAGGGGAGAGCGUCUUGUUGUAGUUUCCACAAAUGUUGCUGAAACCUCUUUAAUAAUCCCAGGGAUAAAGUAUGUGGUGGAUACUGGAAGGGAAAAAGUGAAGAAUUACAACUCCUUUAAUGGCAUGGAAACAUAUGAAGUGCAAUGGAUAAGCAAGGCAUCUGCUGCUCAGCGUGCUGGAAGAGCUGGAAGAACUGGACCUGGCCAUUGUUACCGUCUUUAUUCUUCUGCAGUCUUUAACAAUAUACUCCCUGACUUCUCUCUUGCUGAAGUUUCUAAAGUACCUAUUCAUGGUGUGGUUCUUUUGUUAAAAUCUAUGCUUUUUAAGGAUAAGGAGGUUAGAAAGUUUCCAUUUCCUACUCCUCCUAGUGAUGCUGCACUGGAUGAAGCACAGAAUUGCUUAAUUGCUCUUGAAGCACUUGAUGUUGACAAGCAUGAACUCACAUCGUUGGGGAAAGUCAUGGCACUUUAUCCCUUGACUCCUCGUCACUCCAAAAUGCUCCUUACUGUUAUUAGAUUGACAAGGAGCAAGUAUAAAUGCAAACGACCAGAACUACUUUUGGCAUAUGCAGUUGCAGCUGCUGCAGCAUUGAGCCUAUCAAAUCCUUUCACAAUGCACUUUGAAGAAAAUGAUGGUAAAGGAGACUCAAAGAUGCACAAGAAAUCUAGCACGGUGGACAGUGAGGAAGUCACUGGCAAGGAAGAACAAUUAAGGAGAAAGAAACUAAAAGAAAAUGCGAAAGUUUCUCGUGAAAAAUUCCAUGUUAUGUCUAGCGAUGCCCUGACAAUAGCUUAUGCUUUGCACUGUUUUGAAUAUUCACAGAAGCCUAUAGAAUUUUGUGAUGAAAAUGCAUUGCACCUCAAAACCAUGGAGGAGAUGUCCAAGCUCAGGCAACAGCUACUUAAACUUGUCUUCUAUCAGAGUGCUGUUUGUGGUUUUGAACAUGAGUACUCAUGGAUUCAUGGAACCUUGGAGGACACAGAACAUGCCUGGCAGGUAUCUUGUGAAAAAUAUCCUCUUUUGCUGGAUGAGGAACGGAUCAUCUGUGAAGCAAUCUGUGCUGGUUGGGUAGACAGGGUUGCCAAACGUAUCAAAGGGUCUUCUGGGACCUCGGAUUGCAGCACAAGGGUUCCUGCUAUUAGGUAUCAAGCAUGCAUGCAUGAAGAUAGUGUUUUCCUUCAUCGUUGGUCAUCAGUUUCUAUUGCAGCCCCUGAGUUCUUGGUUUAUAAUGAAUUAUUAUAUGCAAAGAGACCAUACAUGCAUGGAGUAACAUGUGUGGAGCCAGCUUGGCUUGUUGAGCAUGCCAAGUCUUCAUGUGAAUUCUCUGCACCCCUAAUGGAUCCCAGGCCUUUCUAUGAUAUCCGGACUGACCAAGUGAAAUGUUGGGUCAAUCCAACCUUUGGGCGUUUCUGUUGGAAGCUUCCAAAGUGUCAGUUGCCAAUUAGUAAUAAUGAUCUUAGGAUGCAAGUGUUUGCCUACACUUUGCUUGUCGGUCAGGUCUGUCCAUGUUUAAAAUCUGUAUGAAGAUAUAUGGCGGCCCCGCCUGAAAGCAUUUUGAAGAGGGAAGCAUUUUGUCAGAAAAGGGUGGUAAAUCUCUUGAGCAAGUUAAAGAGUAGGUUGGUUGAUGGCUCUGCUAUGUUAAGAAUAGUAUGGGAGGAGAAUCCUAGGGAAUUUUAUACAGAAAUUAUGGAUUGGUUUCAGCAGAGUUUUCACAAGAACUUCAACGGUUUAUGGUUACAAAUGCUUGGUGAAGUAGGAGACAAAAGAAUCCUCCUUGUCUACAAGGUUUAAAGGAAAAAAAUCAUGUAAAUGAUUGCUCCAUGGUUAAGGGAAGCAUAUUAAAUUCUUGCACUGGAUCAGCUGGGAAAUGGUUCAAGCUUUAACAAUUUUGAGCCUGCUUUAUAGGCUCUCACUCUACAGUUGGGUGAUCAAGUUGAUGCUUUUCUGUAUUUCAGCAUUGAGUAAACAUCAGGGGCAAAACAGUAUUUGACAUGCAUGUAGCUACUUCUAUGGCUGUGAUACUGGCUGAGCCAUUUAUCAUCUGUAGAAAUGUAAGAGCAUUUCUGAUACAAAGCACUGGACAACAUCGGGAGGGAAUAGGUUCAUUAUUUCCUCCACAAUUUUGAUAGAACCAAGGUGAAUACAUUCUUCUUUUCUUGUCCUUCCAAUGAUAUUUUUUACAAGGUGAAGGCAAGAGCCUCUCAUUAUCCAACGUAUAGGCAAAGGUUUUAAUUUUUAAUACUUACUGCAACAAUUUUGGAUGCUGCCCAGCAAAAUGCUGCCGUGAUGGCGAUUCUUUUGUAACAUUAUCAGCCUCUUACAAUGCUAUAUAGAAGAUUUAGACAUAGAACCUUGAAUAUUACAUUGGCGUAAAUUCUGCCAAAAAAAAAGAGAUUGGAUGAAUUGAUAUCAAAUGAAUUUUCGUCUUGUGGGUG